This is a messenger RNA of Parasteatoda tepidariorum (common house spider), 149 nucleotides long. The record is from RefSeq and is a predicted model, not a curated record. NCBI's taxonomy places the organism in Eukaryota, Metazoa, Arthropoda, Arachnida, Araneae, Theridiidae.
GGACAUUAAUCCUCAACUACCACAGUAUAUUUCUUCUGCUCCAUGGUAUUUUGGUGCAAAAACUGCAACUUUAAAACACCAAAGGCCCCAUCCUGAUCGACGGAAAGAUUUCAGUCAAAUUAGUGAUAAAUAUGUACGAGGAUUGAAGG